CCCAGCUGGCGCCCGGCCCGGCCCGGCCAUCUGGCUGGAGGAGGGAGCCAGGCUGGGGCGGAGGCGGCGCAGGAGGGCCAGGCAGGAAGCCGAUGCCACUAACAACAGCCUCGAGGCAGCGCGAAGUGGCGGCCGUGCGAGCCAAGUUCCCCAACAAGCUGCCCGUGAUCCUGGAGCGCUACCCCAGGGAGAAGGCGCUGCCCGUCCUGGACAGGACCAAGUUCCUGGUGCCGCAGGAGCUGACCAUGGGGCAGUUCGUGGCCAUCAUCCGGAACCGCAUGGCGCUGAGCGCUGCCCAGUCCUUCUACUUCCUGGUGGAAGGCAACCGGAGCCUGAUCAGCGCCUCCCUCACCAUGGCCGAGGUGUACGCCCGGAGCCGGGACCCCGACGGCUUCCUCUACAUGACCUACGCCUCGCAGGAAGUCUUUGGCGGAGCGGGACCGCGGCUCGGGCACCCGAGUCCAGCUGGAGCCACAUAGACACUUCGAGGAUCCUGCUUGGUGCUGUGCCAGGCUGGAGUGACUCUGGAGCAGGCUGCCCAUGUGGACGGUUCUUAGAUGUUCCCACGGGGCGUGGCUCAGACUUGCCCCUUCUCAUUGCACAGAUCCACUGCUGCACCCCACCACGAGGCUGGGAUGGGGUCCUGCACAGGGGGAGCACGGCCCCUUCCUUCCCUCUGCACAUGCGUGCACACAGCUGCCCCGGGGGAGGGUGGAGGGGCACUGCACAGGGUCAGAACGGGGAUGCGGUAGGGGCAGUGGGAAGGGAAGGCACCAGCUCCACUACUCAUGGGAUCAGUGGGGCACGGGGUGUCCUGGCUCCCCUGGCCCCAGGCUGCUGUUGGUGAGUCCGUAAAGGCUUCCGGAUGCCUGGUGGGAGGGAAGGGGGCCAGGAUUUGGGACGUGUAUCCACAGGAAACUUGGGGAAGGCAAAGUCUCUUGUGACCUGCCCUGGCUCUGUCUUUGGCAGCUAGACCAGGGCCCAGUGGGUUAUGGCCUGAGGCUUGAGGUCACCUGGGUGGGGGUUGCCUAGACAGAGCUGGGGGGGGAAGGAGUAGGGACAGAAGUAGGUAUAUGGUUGGGGGGUAAGGGAGGAAGUGAUCCACACCUUUCCUUCCCCCACUGACCCAGGCCACGGGUGAAACACUGUCUCCAGCAUUGAGGGGUGUACAUGCACAGAGAUAAGGCAUGCAGGACCUGGCUCUGCCCCAUGUCCCACAGCGCUCAGCUUGGUGGUGCCUGAGCAGUGCCCCGUCCUGUCCCAGCAGCCGGGGGAGAAGGCUCUGGCCUGAGCAGGAGGCAGGCGGCGCAAGAGAGAGCAAGGCGCAGAGAGUGGGAGAGCUCAGUGCUGGCUUUAC
Alligator mississippiensis (American alligator) is the source of this 1357-nucleotide messenger RNA. Its product is annotated as microtubule-associated proteins 1A/1B light chain 3C. Gene Ontology annotation, molecular function: ubiquitin protein ligase binding. NCBI's taxonomy places the organism in Eukaryota, Metazoa, Chordata, Crocodylia, Alligatoridae. The transcript is spliced from 4 exons. Gene Ontology annotation, cellular component: autophagosome; autophagosome membrane; cytosol. The record is from RefSeq and is a predicted model, not a curated record. Gene Ontology annotation, biological process: cellular response to nitrogen starvation; macroautophagy; autophagy of mitochondrion. The coding region runs from base 93 to 479 and encodes 128 amino acids.